AGUCAACUAUCAAAAUGACGACAGCGGACAAUGAAAAGAAUAAGCGCAACGCGUCGCCAUUGCCUUCACCUUCUGCGUUCAUACAACGUCUGAAUAGCUACUCCAAGCAUGGUUUUGAUAUUCCUGACCAUAUUAGAGUCAAAUUUGCUCCCAUAAAUGUACCCCGCCAUCGGAGACUCCAAACGGCUGCAGUCGCAACUUGGGCACUCAUAUUGCCUAUUUCGUUCUCGCUCUUUCUGCUCUGCCUCUCAUUCCCUCCGAUUUGGCCGAUAUUGAUCCCAUACCUUAUUUGGGCAUUCCUUAUCGAUAACGCACCGGAAGAUGGAGGAAGGGCGAGAAAAUGGUUUAGGGAUAGUAGAAUAUGGAAAUUCUUUGCCGAAUAUUAUCCUGUUUCAAUGGUAAAGGAGGAUGAAUUACCAUCUGACAAAGCCUACGUAUUCGGUUACCACCCUCACGGGAUUAUAGGAAUGGGAGCACUAGCUAACUUUGCAACUAACGCUACAGGAUUUUCUUCAUUAUUUCCUAACAUAAACCCACAUUUAUUAACUCUAACAGCUAAUUUUCAAGUACCGUUCUACAGGGAUUUGCUCCAAUCGAUGGGUAUCUGUAGCGUUACAAAGCGCAGCUGUGAAAGGAUCCUUAGAAAGGGACCAGGAAACGCCAUUACUAUUGUUGUAGGUGGUGCAGCUGAAAGUUUGAACGCACAUCCAGGUACUUCCGACUUAAUCUUGAAGAAGAGAUUAGGAUUUAUUAAAAUUGCUAUCAGGGAGGGCGCUAACCUUGUUCCUGUUUUCUCCUUCGGCGAAAAUGAUAUUUAUCAGCAAUUGGCGACUGAAGAUGGUAGCACUAUCCACAAAUUACAAAAAACAUUCCAGAAGAUUUUCGGUUUCACACUUCCCUUGUUCCACGGCAGAGGUAUAUUCAAUUACAACCUCGGUUUGAUGCCAUACAGACAUCCAAUUGUUUCGGUUGUAGGAAAAGCAAUUGAAGUUGAACAAACGUCAAACCCAUCACAGGAGAUGCUAGAAGAUGUACAAUCGAGGUACAUUGAUGAGUUGAUGAGAAUCUGGGACAAAUAUAAAGAUAUCUACGCAGCUAAUCGUACUCGUGAAUUAACAUUAGUUGAUUAAUGUACUAAUAAAUAACUCUUGAACUGA
Wallemia mellicola CBS 633.66 is the source of this 1157-nucleotide messenger RNA. RefSeq names its product diacylglycerol acyltransferase. The transcript is spliced from 10 exons. Bases 15 to 1130 code for a protein of 371 amino acids. NCBI's taxonomy places the organism in Eukaryota, Fungi, Basidiomycota, Wallemiomycetes, Wallemiales, Wallemiaceae. Gene Ontology annotation, cellular component: endoplasmic reticulum membrane. Gene Ontology annotation, biological process: triglyceride biosynthetic process. Gene Ontology annotation, molecular function: diacylglycerol O-acyltransferase activity. The record is from RefSeq and is a predicted model, not a curated record.